GAGCGCGAUGACCUCAUCUUCUUGCGACACGUGACAGCCCAGCUGUAUCAAGUACAUGUGAACACUUUUGACCCUGAGUGUGAGUUUAAAGUGAAACAACACACAGUGGGAUCAUGUCUGUGGCUUUAUCGCGCUGUCUCUGCAGGGUUUUAUCCCGACAGACCGCUCCGUCAAGCUUCCUUUUGGGAGAACAUCAUCAUGCUGUACAGAGUCCUUGGUUUGCACCAGUGAUGACACUGAAGACAUCUGCUCCACUGAGAGCGGAGCCCAGAAAGAAGAAGAAGGUGGACCCAAGAAGGGAGCUGAUGAUGAGAGAGAGGAUGAGAAAGAAGCUGAAGAAGCUGGAGAAGGUUCCACCUGAGCUUAUCCCCAUAGAGGACCUCAUCACUCCAGCCAAGUGCUUGGAUGAAACAAGGGAACGCUCUGCACCAAGGCUGUCAUUUGAAGAAAGUGAGGGUCGAGCCCUGCUGCUGAAGGAGUGGUGUCGAUACAAACAGGAGCAGCACAUGGCUGAAGUGCAGUCUGUUGAACUUGCUCUAGAAGCACAGAGGGAGGCGCUGGAGGAGCUGAAGUUAGAGUCUGAGGCGCUGUAUCAGGCGGCGCUGAAGCCAGACCCCCUAAUGUUUCCCUUCAGUCAUGAAGGUCCUGCCUACACACCGCCUAGGACCACUUAUGAAGCUCCUGAUGGGAAAUACAACAACAUCACUAAAGUUUACACACAGUGAUGGACACUGUGGGCUGUAGGUGCAACCUGUGUGUACCGUCAUGUAUUUACUGUCCUUGUUUGUAGAUGAUUCAAUAAGCCAACAUGCAGCCUUUUAACAGCCUGCAUGUGUGGGUGUGAAGGACACUUUGCAAUGUUUUUUCUUUAAUGUACAGUCACCACAUUUCAUGUCUGUAUCAAAUGCAACAACAUUCAUGGAAAUUUUGCAUUGAAUUGUUUUUUCUCCACAUGCACUUCACUGUAUAAAAAAACAUAACGGAAGAAAGUGGAAAAUAAAAAUACUUUUUUUUAUUGA
Molecule: messenger RNA, 1019 nt
Organism: Sebastes umbrosus (honeycomb rockfish)
Lineage: Eukaryota; Metazoa; Chordata; Actinopteri; Perciformes; Sebastidae
Gene: mrpl40
Product: mitochondrial ribosomal protein L40
Exons: 5
Coding region: 114-725 (203 amino acids)
Cellular component (GO): mitochondrial large ribosomal subunit; mitochondrial ribosome
Source: RefSeq, a predicted model, not a curated record